Coccinella septempunctata (seven-spotted ladybird) is the source of this 1962-nucleotide messenger RNA. Its product is annotated as androglobin-like. Gene Ontology annotation, molecular function: calcium-dependent cysteine-type endopeptidase activity. The coding region runs from base 340 to 1962 and encodes 540 amino acids. The record is from RefSeq and is a predicted model, not a curated record. The transcript has 8 exons. Gene Ontology annotation, biological process: proteolysis. NCBI's taxonomy places the organism in Eukaryota, Metazoa, Arthropoda, Insecta, Coleoptera, Coccinellidae.
UCCAUACAUUCCUUAAUUUGCCUAAUUUACACAUAUAUUAUUAUGGUUAGAAAAUCAUGAAUCAUAGGAAUUUUUCACGGCUUUUCGAGCUAGCUACCCGCGUUUUUCUACCCGCGCUUUAAACCCGCGCUUUUCUAUCGGCGCUUUCUAUCCACACUCGAAAUUCAUGCUAAAAUUGGCACUUAGCUCUAUAAUGGUCCCCAAUAUACAUACAUAAAACAAAAUUGAUGAAUAUUCGAGGAUAAUUUCGAAAAAUCUUUCAUAUUGACAUAAUCCUCUUCCUGCUAUCAACUGUCUAGGCAUGACAUUUAAGUCUGAUAUUCUGGAAUAGAUUGAAGGAUGUCGGAAAAGACGAAAAAGAUGAACAAGUCUCGGAGAAAUACCAGAGAAAAAACUUACGAUUGGGUGACGUCGAUUCCUGAACCGACGAACCCGAAAAAUAUAUAUUUUCCGGAAUGGGUUGAUGAUGAAAUCAAUUUAAUGUCGUCUAGUGCUUUGUCCCACAUAGGAAAACACAAGGAAAAAUUAGAGAAAACUGACAAAAAUGAAAAAAACGAAGAUUUCUGGAGGCGUUUCGAGGAUCCACAAGUUUUAUUUCUUCCGUUUUGCCUACAAGAUUUAGAGCAAGCCUGGAAAAGGCCCCCUGAUAUAUUUCCCGAUUACCAGUUCGUGAUCUACACAGACGAAUAUGACUACUCGGACCUUCUCAGUGGCAGCGCCCACCUUGUUAAUAGUUCCUUCAUGCGGAGCUUUAUAUCGAGCAUCCAUAACCUGGAAUACCUCGCUCACACCACCAAUUUCGCUCAGGAAGCCACUACCCCCAAGUACAUAGCUAACACAAGUGGUCAUUGGAAACCUUGGCACCACGUCUACGGAGGAAGCAAAGUGGGUGCUGGCACCGUACACAGCCCUCAGGUCAAUUCCAUAGGAAAAUAUUUCGUCCGUUUAUUUUGGAUGGGCGCCUGGAGAAAGGUAGUUAUAGACGAUUAUCUGCCUGUGGACGCCACUGGACACGUUUUACUUCCAUCCCUUCGAAUACCGAAAAAGCCCAUUUCCAAUACUUUGAUUGCUGGAUCAUCUUUUAGCGAAGCAAAAGAAAAACAAUUAACGCAUAAAACAGAGAAGGAGGUUCUUAAGCCGACUGUGGUACUUUGGCCCUUUCUACUAUCGAAAGCACUGUUGAAAGUGGCCAACUUGACCAUGAAGAAAGACGAGGAACUUCUGGAUUUUAACAUCGUCCAUUGCUUAACCGGGUGGGUUUUACAAAAGUUGGAACUCGAGGGAUUACCAUCAGAGGACGUCUGGGAAAUUUGCAAGACCCACACAAAAUUGUACUCUUGGACUGAACCGGAAGUGACGAAACAGCCUUCCAGCCUAGUGAAAGAAAAAAAAGACAAGAAGAAGGCAUCGAAGGUGUUAGUACCAACAUCAGAGACCACUGAAACGUCUCAUUACUUGAUGGCCCUCUGCAAAGAUAUGAGGUCUCUGAAGCAGAGCGCUGUUAACGGCGUGUCUCCUUGCUGGGGACAUGAAAUAGUCAUCGACGAGUGCAGGGAUAUACCGUUGGAGCGGCCUGCACCUGAUCCCGAAUACCCAUUAUGGAAGAAAUUCCGUUGGAUGGAAUGGGCAAAGUCGAAAGGAUUGAUCACCGAUCCCGUGCCUAUGGAUACCACGAGAUAUCUAAGAUGCGUGUCAUCAUUCAGAAAAUUCACCAAACAUAUCGUCUAUAAGGAAUCGUCUCCAGAUGAUAAAGUUUCAACGCAAUUUCCCCUGCGUAAAAGCUUAGCGGUAUUACAAAAACAGCCACACGAAGAACGACACGGCGAAGAUAGAGCAGUAACGGAGUUACAUAGGCCGGACAAGUUUAGAGAGAAUAAUUUUUUUACAGAGCCAGAUGCUAAAAAUUUAUGGAUACGUUUCGACGACCUAUGUUCGCAACUAAUCAGCAUCAACGUCUUCUAG